Messenger RNA from Hydra vulgaris (swiftwater hydra), 534 nucleotides. RefSeq lists its product as uncharacterized. The record is from RefSeq and is a predicted model, not a curated record. Lineage: Eukaryota; Metazoa; Cnidaria; Hydrozoa; Anthoathecata; Hydridae.
AUGUCUCCUGAAAGACUGGACAAAACAACAGUAUGCAACAUAAUCAAUGAAACAACAAAGGCUAUUUGGGAUGUUUUGCAACCAAGUUAUUUAAAGGCACCAGAAAGUUCAGAUGAGUGGGAAAAAAUAGCAAAUGAAUUUGAAAAUGAGUGGAAUUUUCCUAAUUGCAUUGGGGCAAUAGUCGGCAAACAUGUAUGCAUUGAAGCUUCUGUUUCAAGUGGAUCUGCUUACUACAACUACAAAAACUAUCAUAGUAUGGUUUUGCAAGCCAUAUGUGAUGCAAAAUACUGCUUUACUUUGGUAGAUAUAGGUAGCUAUGGUAGAGGUAAUGAUGCAUCUAUAUUUAAUGAAAGCGAAAUGGGUAAAGUUUUUAAAUAUAAUUUGUUCAAACUUCCCAAGAACCGACAGCUAUCAAAUGGCACACAAGUACCACCAGUGCUAGUUGGUGAUAAUAUUUUUGCGAUAAAACCUUGGUUAAUGAAACCUUUUUCUGGUAAAAACUUAACAACCAAGGAACGUAAUUUCAAUUAUUGA